AUGUUAAACAACAUUCUCAUAUUGUCUCUUCAGAUAAGCCUCCUAAGAACCACUCUUGGUGGGAAUGUUCUAAUUUGGCCAAUGGAAGGUAGUCAUUGGCUGAAUAUUAAGAUAAUUAUUGAUGAGCUCAUUGAAAAAGAGCAUAAUGUGACUGUGCUAGUUGCAUCUGGUGCACUUUUCAUUACGCCGACCUCUAACUCAUCUCUGACAUUUGAAAUAUAUAAGGUGUCCUUUGGCAAAGAAAGAAUAGAAGGAGUGAUCAGGAACUUUGUUUUGACAUGGCUGGAAAAUAGACCAUCUCCUUCAACCAUUUGGAGAUUCUAUCAGGAGAUGGCCAUAGUCAUCAAGGACUUCCACAUGGUGUCUAGAGAGAUCUGUGAUGCUGUUCUUGAAAACCAAAAGCUGAUGGAAAAGUUGAAGAAGAGUAAGUUUGAGGUCCUGUUGUCAGAUCCAAUAUUUCCUUGUGGUGAUAUAGUAGCUUUAAAACUGGGAAUUCCAUUUAUGUACUCUUUGAGGUUUUCUCCAGCCUCAACAGUGGAAAAGCACUGUGGAAAAGUACCAUACCCUCCUUCCUACGUUCCUGCUAUUUUGUCAGAACUCACCGACCAGAUGACUUUCUCUGACAGAAUCAGAAAUUUCAUCUCCUACCAUCUGCAGGACUACAUGUUUGAAACUCUUUGGAAAUCAUGGGAUUCCUACUACAGUGAGGCUUUAGAUGGUAGCCAUUGGUUAAAUAUUAAGAUCAUUCUAGAAGAGUUGAUUCAAAGAAAUCACAAUGUGACAGUACUGGCUUCAUCAGCAACUCUAUUCAUCAACUCCAAUUUUGAUUCUCCUGUGAAUUUUGAAACGAUACCUGUUUCCUACAAGAAGAGCAAUAUAGAUUCCUUAAUUGCACAUAUGAUAAUGCUGUGGAUAGAUCAUAGACCAACUCCUCUCACACUAUGGACUUUCUACAAAGAACUAGGAAAACUUCUAGAUACUUUCUUUCGAAUUAAUAUACAAAUCUGCAAUGGUGUAUUAAACAACUCCAAGUUAAUGGCAAAACUUCAGAAAGGAGAUUUUGCUGUGUUGGUAGCAGACCCAGUAACAAUCUGUGGUGAUCUAGUUGCUCUGAAGUUAGGAAUUCCAUUUAUAUACACGUUGAGGUUCUCUCCAGCCUCAACAGUGGAGAGACACUGUGGGAAAAUCCCAGCACCAGCUUCCUAUGUUCCUGCAGCCUUGUCAGAGCUCACUGACCAGAUGACCUUUGGUGAAAGGGUUAAAAAUACAAUAUCUUAUCCUCUGCAAGACUAUAUAUUUCAGUCCUACUGGGGAGAAUGGAAUUCAUACUACAGCAAAAUUCUAGGAAGAUCCACUACAUUAUGUGAGACUAUGGGGAAAGCAGAAAUUUGGCUAAUUCGAACAUACUGGGAUUUUGAAUUUCCUCGUCCAUACUUACCUAAUUUUGAAUUUGUUGGAGGACUGCAUUGCAAACCUGCCAAUCCUUUACCUAAGGAAAUGGAAGACUUUGUCCAGAGCUCAGGUGAAGAUGGUGUUGUGGUGUUUUCUCUGGGGUCUAUGGUCAAAAACCUCACAGAAGAAAAGGCUAAUCUCAUUGCUUCAGCCCUUGCCCAGAUUCCACAGAAGGUUUUAUGGAGAUACAAAGGAAAAAAACCAGCCACGUUAGGAACAAAUACUCGGCUCUACGAUUGGAUACCCCAGAAUGAUAUUCUUGGUCAUCCGAAAACUAAAGCUUUUAUCACUCAUGGUGGAACUAAUGGGAUCUAUGAAGCUAUUUAUCAUGGGGUCCCUAUGGUGGGAAUUCCCAUGUUUGCUGAUCAGCCUGAUAACAUCGCUCAUAUGAAGGCCAAAGGAGCAGCUGUGGAGUUGAACAUGAACACAAUGACAAGGGAAGAUUUGUUCAAUGCCUUGAGAGCAGUCAUUAAUGAACCUUCUUAUAAAGAGAAUGCUAUGAGAUUAUCAAGAAUUCAUCAUGAUCAGCCCAUGAAGCCUCUAGAUCGAGCAGUCUUCUGGAUUGAGUUUGUCAUGCGCAACAAAGGAGCUAAACACCUUCGGGUUGCAGCCCACGACCUCAACUGGGUCCAGUACCACUCUUUGGAUGUGAUUGGGUUCCUGCUAGCCUGUGUGGCAACCGCUGUGUUCCUAGUCACAAAAUGUUGUUUGUUUUCUUAUAAAAAAUUUUGUAAAACUGGAAAGAAGAAAAAGAGGGAAUAG
Cynocephalus volans (Philippine flying lemur) is the source of this 2214-nucleotide messenger RNA. RefSeq names its product UDP-glucuronosyltransferase 2A1. The coding region runs from base 1 to 2214 and encodes 737 amino acids. The transcript has 7 exons. NCBI's taxonomy places the organism in Eukaryota, Metazoa, Chordata, Mammalia, Dermoptera, Cynocephalidae. The record is from RefSeq and is a predicted model, not a curated record. Gene Ontology annotation, molecular function: glucuronosyltransferase activity.